AUGCUUCAGAACACAAACAGUGGAAGCGCAAACCCUACCUCAGCUCUAAUUGCGUUGAAGCCUCGCCAAGUACUACUCGCUGAGCAAAACACAGAGAGAAAGGCCGCAAUGGAGAAUAAGUACAGCAACAAAACUCUAACACUUAAGCCUAACCAGAAAGUUAGUCUUAUAAACUGUAUCCUUAAUUACCUCGACCGCAACGGGUUUUCCAAAACGCGCAAGCGGUUUCUCUCCGAAGCUCAAAUCGAGGAUGGCAAUUGGCAGGGUAGAUCACUGGAUUUGGAGGACAUGUACUGCAAAUAUUUGGAGACAUGUAAUCAUGCUGAUACACAUUUGAAUAUCCACCAUGAUAGAGAUCUGCAGGCUAGUGGCACUACCAAAAAAGAGGGCGAGAGUGACAGUGUUGCUUCUGAGGGAACAGUUUAUAAGAAGAAGAAAAACAAAAAGAAAAAUGAAGAAAAUGACAAUAAUGAUGUAGCAGAUCAUUCUGGAGCUGCUGAUAAGUUUAGUAAAUCUGCUAUGAAUUCCGAGAAGAUAUUGAAAUACAAUCCGGCCACGAAGUCAAUAGCACAACUGAAAGAGAAGACGAAAAGCAAAAAGCUUUCUGAUAGUUUUGAUCAAACGUGUCAAAACUCAGAAGCAUCAACAGAGCCUACCAGUGGUAUGUUGUGUGAACUACUGAUGAAUGAAUCCACCAAGACCCACAAGGAGAAGAAGAAUAAAAAAAGAAAGUUGACUUCUGAAUCACAUGAUGACAGUGUAGAACAUGGAGAUAUGAAUUUUUUAUUAAGGGCUGCUAAAAGGAAAUCUGAAGAUUCAAUAUCGACAAAAGGAGAUGGUAGAGCAGAUUCUGAGGCAAAAGUUAUACCUAAAGAUAAGAAGAAAAACAAGCCAAUUUCUAAUUCUGUUGUUGAAAAUGGUGAGCAAUGCCGCUUGGAGGAUCAGAAUGGGUUUGUCUCAGAUAAACUUGUUGCUGAUUCUGUGUCGUGUGGUGUAAUGCUGGAAGAGAAAAAGGUCCAAUCCAAAGGUGAGAAGAGAAACAAAGAGGAAUCAGUCUCUGAGAAGGUACCAGAUGAGGUUGUGGAAUAUUUUGAUAUAGAAAAGCUAAAGACAACUGAUUCUAAAAAGGAAUCGUUUGGGACUUCAAAGAAUGCAACUUACAAUGAUGAAAAAGAUAACAAGAAAAGAAAAAGAUUGGUUGCCGAGGAAAAUGCUAAUCAGCCUUGUGAGAAAGUAGGAAUUGUGGAAUCCAAACACAGAAAGAUUGAAGGCUUGGAAGAAGCCAACAGCACUGAUCAACCUAUGAAGUUGGAUGCACUCCCAGGUGGUGAUGGGCAUCCUGAUGGAAAAAGUAAAAGGGAAAAUGGCCAACUUAAUAAAAACGAGUCUCAGAAGACAUCUAUUAAACUGGACGAUGAACAAGCUAAUGGGAGUCAGAAGAUUGGAGUAGGGAAAUCCGCUCUGCAGAAAUCAGUGAGGAAACAGCUUGAUGGUUCAGCUGAGGCAGUUCCUUUAGCCAUUUCGUUGGAUCUUGCCGUUGAGGUGAUCUCAAAGAUGGAAUAUAUCGACUUUGUAUCAACGAACGUAAAUGCUGCACGAGUCUAA
This is a messenger RNA of Ilex paraguariensis (yerba mate), 1605 nucleotides long. The record is from the annotation of a GenBank genome assembly. NCBI's taxonomy places the organism in Eukaryota, Viridiplantae, Streptophyta, Magnoliopsida, Aquifoliales, Aquifoliaceae.